GUUGUUUUGUCUUUAUCAGUAAAGUAAUAAUUUACACCUCCUAGCGGCAGUAUAAUGUAACACAGAUGAAAGUAGAAUUAUCGACUGAGUUAGUAGUUGCGUUCAAACGUAUCUUAAAUGUGGUGCCCGAUCUACCAUUCCGGUAGUCAGUGAUUAAACUAUUUACGUCGGGCUUCCUGCUCUCUCUCACUCUCGAGCUGUUUAGGAUGCACGUUAUUUCACGGUUGUUCAUUGUUACGAGUAAUUACGAUAAUUUAUUUCAUUUGUGACGCACAUUGUUCAUACUAGCCGUGUUACAGUUGUGUAAAAUAUAAAUGUGACGCUUGUGGUGGCCAGUAACGAAUUAUGAAUGUUAUUAUAAUAUUUUACGUGCAAACAAUUUUCGAAUAAAACGUUGUUACUUUUAUUACAAAAAUUAAUUUAAUUUAUGAGAUAAUUUGGAUGACAACGAAUUACUGAUUUAUCGUAAUAAAGACAGUGUCAUACAGUUUGCUGUCAAAGCUAUACAUCCCGCCGAGCUUUGUAUGAACUAGUCAGUACUAUAUAUAGAUCAAACAAAUGUUUUACGAACAUGUGUUAGCCGACAAAUAUAAAAUUGAUAAUCAAAUUCUUCUAACAUUAAAUUACUCAGCACCAUAGGACGUAUUGUUAAAUAUGUUUGGCAUACUACAAUGGUUCGACCAUGGUUAGGAUGUUUAUUUAGCGUUCUAAUAACAUUAGUAUUUUUCUACUUAUAUUUGUUUCUUAAUGUUCCUUCUAUGGAGACGGGCACUCCAGAAAAGCCAGAAAAUAUUCCAUCAAUUACGAUUGAUGUUUUAAAGAAUAAUUUACAAAAAUUAUCCGCGAACAAGCAAUUAUCAAAUAAUCGGUCAGAGGUCAAGUGUGAGCUAGUACAAAUUGCCAUGGUAUGUGCCGGAUAUAAUUCAACCUUUUCAUUGGUAACAGUAGUAAAGUCGAUUUUAUAUCAUCGUACGAAACCACUGCACUUCCACUUGAUCGUAGACGAAAUAGCAAAAAGAACUCUGAUAACAUUAUUUAAAACAUGGGACUUACCGAGUGUCCAAGUAUCAUAUUAUCGUGCCGAAAAAUGGGUGCCGAAGGUAUCAUGGAUACCGAACAGACAUUAUUCCGGAGUUUACGGCCUAUUAAAAUUAAUAUUACCUGAGGCUAUGGGUGAAAGGAAGAUACUCGUUCUAGAUACUGACGUGACCAUUUUAAACGAUGUUACUAUCCUUUGGAAAAUGUUCGAGAAAUUUAAUCCUAAUCAAACGUUAGGCUUAGUAGAAAAUCAAAGUCGGUGGUAUCUAAAGUCCUUUUUGUAUGGUCAACAACCUUGGCCAGCGUUAGGUAAAGGCUUCAAUACUGGCGUCAUGCUGAUGCACUUACACCGAUUGCGCGUUAGUAAGUUUAGAGACUUGUGGGUGACCACCACGAAGAGGGUCUUGGGUUCUAUACAGGAGACCACUUUGGCUGAUCAAGAUAUAAUAAAUGCUGUUAUUAAAGAACAUCCGGAUAUUGUAGCUAGGAUAGAUUGUACCUGGAAUGUUCAACUAAGUGAUCAUGCUACUAGUGAAUCUUGCUAUCAAAAAGGAAAUCGUUUGAAUAUAAUUCAUUGGAAUUCACCUCGGAAACAGGAUGUAAAUAACAAGUACGCAGAUGAAUUCCUUAAAUGGCAUAGAAUGUUUUUAGAGAUGGAUGGGAAUCUUUUACGAAAACGUUUAUUCGGUUGUGAUAAUCGUAAAAAUGUUUUAAUAUAUGAUGAAUCAGAUUCUUGUCGAGAAUUUACCAAAGGUGCUAGGAUGAUGUACAGAACACAUUAUUUUAUUCUUGAAUAUGAAUAUAAUAUAUUUAUGCCUACCGAUGUUGUAUUAGCCACUCAAUGCAGUAUAGAACGAGUGCCUCUUUUAGAAGAACUUUCGAAACAUUGGCCGGGAACUAUAAGUGUAGCACUUUAUCUUACCGAUGCCGAAGUUCAAAAUUUUUUGGGAUAUAUACGAGGAUCAUCGGAAUUGCGAAAAAGGAAAAAUAUUGCUUAUCACGUUGUCUAUAAAGAAGGGGAACUUUAUCCAAUUAAUUAUUUAAGAAACAUAGCUAUGUCAUAUGUAUCAACGCCUUAUAUAUUCCAACUUGAUGUUGAUUUCUUACCACAAUACGGCCUAUAUGAAAAUAUUAUGAAGCAUAUCAAGGAAUUGACCAUACAAAAACGAAUACAUAAUGUAGCCUUAAUCGUACCGGCUUUUGAAACGGAACGAUAUAGGUUUAAGUUUCCUGUUGAUAAAGAAGAGCUUCUAAAAUUUCUUAGACGUGGUAUUCUUUAUACAUUUCGUUAUCACGUUUGGACUCAAGGUCAUGCAGCAACGAAUUAUAGUUUAUGGAAAAAUGCAACUGAACCUUAUGAAGUUUCUUGGGAGCCUGAUUUUGAGCCUUACAUUAUAGUCCCCAAAAUUGCACCGAAGUACGAUACGCGAUUUAUUGGAUUUGGAUGGAACAAAGUUUCUUACAUCACUCAUCUUACAGCACUCGAUUAUAAGUUUAUUGUUCUUCCGGACUGUUUCAUCAUUCAUCGACCACAUGCUCCAAGUCUAGACAUUGGAAAAUUUAGAACUGAUUCAAUUUAUAGAAGGUGUUUAAAAAAAUUAAAAGACAAUUUUGUCGACGAACUAAUAAGGAAAUAUGGCACUAAUGCGCUCUCGAAACUCAAUCGAAUUAUAACCAAAGAUGAAAAAAUCGUGGGACCUGCUAAUAAAUCUCAUUGAUACGUGUUACAUGUAAAUGUUUUUUUUUUCAAACGACGUGCGUAGAACGCGAGAAAUAUUUUUCUUAUUCGAGUAAAU
Molecule: messenger RNA, 2834 nt
Organism: Polistes dominula (European paper wasp)
Lineage: Eukaryota; Metazoa; Arthropoda; Insecta; Hymenoptera; Vespidae
Product: xylosyl- and glucuronyltransferase LARGE2s
Biological process (GO): protein O-linked glycosylation via mannose
Cellular component (GO): Golgi apparatus
Molecular function (GO): glucuronosyltransferase activity; xylosyltransferase activity
Source: RefSeq, a predicted model, not a curated record